Messenger RNA from Microtus ochrogaster (prairie vole), 1946 nucleotides. RefSeq names its product abhydrolase domain containing 8 (gene Abhd8). Gene Ontology annotation, cellular component: mitochondrion. Lineage: Eukaryota; Metazoa; Chordata; Mammalia; Rodentia; Cricetidae. The record is from RefSeq and is a predicted model, not a curated record. Gene Ontology annotation, molecular function: carboxylic ester hydrolase activity; lysophosphatidic acid acyltransferase activity. Gene Ontology annotation, biological process: lipid homeostasis; phosphatidic acid biosynthetic process.
GGUGGGACUUACGGGGCCGGUUUGCUGCGCCGCUGCAGGAUGCCCCUGCGCUGACCGCCCCGGGCCUGCGCCUGCCCGCGCUAAUGCGGCCGACCCCGCACCACCAUGUAAGCGGCACCUGCAGGUGGAUGCUGGCUUUUCCGCCCGGGACCCCUGAGUCCUGCCUCGGGCCACGGGCCCCUCAAUAACCUCAGGACACACCAUGCUGACCGGGGUGACAGAUGGUUUCUUCUGCUGCCUACUGGGGACACCCCCCAACGCGGUGCGGCCACUGGAGAGCGUUGAAUCCAGCGACGGCUAUACGUUUGUAGAAGUCAAGCCGGGCCGGGUGCUACGGGUGAAGCACGCUGGUCCCGCGCUUAUCCCCACACCGCCGCCGCCACCCGAAGGCGAUACCGGGGUCAAGACGGGCCUUGUGCGUUGCCAGCGCCGCAUCACGGUGUACCGCAAUGGGAGGCUGGUGGUGGAGAAUCUGGGCCGCGCGCCACGCGCAGACCUGCAAGGGCGCAGUGGCUCUGGGGACCCGCCCGCUGCUCUCGAGGUGGAGCUGGCAGAGCCCGCAGGGGGCGACGCCCGGGCCACCCCAGGCAGUGGGCGACGAAGGCGCCCCCGGCGUCCCAAGAGGACCAUCCACAUCGACUGCGAGCAGCGCAUCACCAGCUGCAAGGGCGCGCAGGCUGACGUGGUGCUGUUCUUCAUCCACGGUGUGGGAGGCUCUCUUGCCAUCUGGAAAGAACAGCUGGACUUCUUUGUGCGACUUGGCUAUGAGGUGGUGGCACCUGACCUGGCGGGUCACGGGGCCAGUUCUGCGCCACAGGUGGCAGCUGCCUACACAUUUUACGCACUUGCGGAGGACAUGCGGGCCAUCUUCAUGCGCUACGCCAAGAAGCGCAAUGUGCUCAUUGGCCACUCUUACGGUGUCUCCUUCUGUACUUUCCUGGCCCACGAGUACCCAGAUCUUGUGCACAAAGUGAUAAUGAUCAACGGCGGAGGCCCCACAGCGCUGGAGCCCAGCCUCUGCUCCAUUUUCAACAUGCCCACGUGCGUCCUGCACUGCCUGUCGCCCUGCCUGGCCUGGAGUUUCCUCAAGGCCGGCUUUGCUCGCCAAGGGGCUAAAGAGAAGCAGCUGCUGAAGGAGGGCAACGCAUUCAAUGUGUCCUCCUUCGUGUUACGGGCCAUGAUGAGUGGCCAGUACUGGCCGGAGGGCGAUGAGGUCUACCAUGCGGAGCUGACGGUGCCCGUGCUGCUGGUGCAUGGCAUGCAUGACAAGUUCGUGCCUGUGGAGGAGGACCAACGCAUGGCUGAGAUCCUGCUGUUGGCCUUUCUCAAGCUCAUCGAGGAAGGCAGUCACAUGGUGAUGUUGGAGUGUCCCGAGACAGUGAACACGCUGCUGCACGAGUUCCUGCUGUGGGAGCCGGAGCCAGAGGUGGGGCCACAGCCCGAGCCACAGCCAUUGCAGCCAGAGCCGACUCCAGGCGAGAAGUGACCAGCGGCUGCAGGCCUCCUGGAUCUUGUGUAGCUAAGGUUCCCUUGGACCCGGCAUGGGCUGAAUGGGUGGGGCCUCAUGCCAAUGGGCGGGGCCUAUAUAGACCACGCCCCAGGGCAGGCCGGCCAUAGCCAGAGUUGGAGACUCAGUGCCCAGUACAGCCACGCGUGGCUGCAGGGCGUGACCUUGUACAGAGUCCCCUCUCUGCCUUCCCAAGUCCCUCAUGCUGUAGCGGGUGGGCUGCCACCCCGCUGGAUCUUUCCCUCCGCUGUGCUCCACUCCGCACCUGGAAGCCCCCCGAGGGGAGCUCUGGAGAGGGGUUCCCAUUCAGUCCUGGUGGACCUGCUGCGUUGCCUGCAUUCCUUGAGACUGGGAGCUGGCACGCAAGGAGGGAGUGGCCCGAGCCACAAAUACCCGCACAUGGCAACUUGUAACUCAAUUAAAAAAGUGACAAUCCAAA